Molecule: messenger RNA, 6650 nt
Organism: Pseudomyrmex gracilis
Lineage: Eukaryota; Metazoa; Arthropoda; Insecta; Hymenoptera; Formicidae
Gene: Hr3
Product: probable nuclear hormone receptor HR3
Exons: 9
Coding region: 3166-5115 (649 amino acids)
Biological process (GO): regulation of transcription by RNA polymerase II
Cellular component (GO): nucleus
Molecular function (GO): nuclear receptor activity; RNA polymerase II cis-regulatory region sequence-specific DNA binding; zinc ion binding
Source: RefSeq, a predicted model, not a curated record
CAUCUCUCUCUCUUUCUCUCUCUCUCUCUGUCUCACUCUCAUCUCUAUCUCGUUUGCUUCCUUUGGUUCUCGCGGUUUGUCUGCGUCUUUGUCGACGGUCUCUUUCUCUUUCUGUUAUAUUCGUAAGUCGCGCUCGCGGGCGUACACACACUUCUCUCUCUCCUUCCUCGUCUGACGCAUUGCCGUGGUCUUGGCUCGUCAAAAUCCCCGAAAUAUUCAUAUCGUCAGUCGUGAACUUUCCGCGAGUUUUUCCGGUCGCGUGCGAGCGAGCUAACGAGAAGUUUCUCCGUGACGUGUGAUCUGAGAUUUCCUCGCCAUCGUCUCUCCAAACGCGCGUGUCAAACGGAAAUCCGUCGUGUCUGGUUCGAGGUGGAUAUCGUGAAGCGUAUAUGUUCACAUUAGUUUUGGCACUUUCCAUCGAGACAGCAUCGUCCGUUUUGUCCACUUUUGAUCGCGCGAGUGCUUGGUGCUACGUGUGUGCGUAUACGUAUGCGGAGGUGACAUCGAGUGUGAUAAAGCCGCGCGCGACUGGAAAGUCUCCAGGUGGAAAAUCGCAAAGAAGAGCGCGCGUGCGCUCGUCUAUAUUUGCGUGUGCACGCGUGAACUCCUACGCUUCUUAAUCGCGCUUGCGCGAGAUCCGCUCUCUGCUCGUGACUGUACAUGACUGUACAAAAUAUCAUGAAAUCAUCUGGGACGAACACAGGAGGGAAAUUUUUAGAGAGAACAAAAAUUCUACUUUGCGAGAGAUGAGAAGUUCAUAUUCGACGUUAAUUACAAACUUUGUGUGCGUGUGAAACUACGUCGUACCGUAUCGACGUCAGAAUGACAAAACGUGUAUAAAUCCGUAUCUUGAAAAAUUUGGGAAAUUAUUGUUAAGAUAUUUUUGCUGUUUAUAGAUUAACAAUUAUACGCAAUAUUAAUUACAUAGUUUUAAUCUUGAGAAAUUUGCAACAAGUUUGAAAUUUAAAGAAUUUGGUCCGGUUGAGUUUUUUGUAUUGAAAAUUAUUUGACGUGUCAAUAAUAUUUGCUAAAUGUUUUAUAAAAUUAAAUUUUUUUUGAUUACAUCUUUUUUCAAUCAUUCUCUUUGGAGGAAAAAAUGUUUUUACAAAGUUUUUACUACUGCGUCUUUUCGUAAACUAGUUCAGAGCUUGCGAAGAGCACGGUAGAAUAGAGAUUCAGGAUAAAUGAAAAUGAGAAAACUAAACUUUAAAACGAGAGAGACAAUAGCGUGAUGUAGACAAAUCAAGUAUUUUAUUUGUACAUAGAAUUUGUGUUGCUUUCUCUCGCUAGAUUGCUUUGCGAGACGUGACAUCGCAUUAAAAGCCGAUAUAAUAAUCUACAGAUAAAACAAAUACUAUGGAACGCACUCUUCGGUGUGAGAUUGCGCAAAUGUCGUCGUGUGUUGUCGUAACAAACUGAUACGAUGCGAUUUAGAGAAAAAAAAAAAACAAAAGCGAAGUCGCUAAACCACGACGAUAAUAGAGAUGACAAAGUAGACAGAGAAAGAAAAUAUUGCACUUUGCGGUGCAUUGUUUUGCGUGUAAACUCACGAUAAAACAAUAAACACGAUUACCACCGUGUAAAUUACUUUAUCGAUUAAUAAAACAAAAAUAAUAAUAUAAAAAUUAACGCAAACAAGAUACACAAUAUAAAUUCCAAGAAGAUUUUGAUAUACUCAAGCGUAAUGAUCAUUUUGUUGUUUAACAUUAUUUCUAGCUCGGCAUAUAUAUAUUAUCACAGUCGCGAUCGCGUUACGGUUAUCUGCUCGCGUUGCGCAUAUCUGAAAAAUCGCAUUAGAAAAUCGCAACAAUAAUAAAAUUCAUUCCCCGAUGUCGUGGCAAUGGUGAUGUAAAGUGCGGCGAUUUCGGGAGUUCCGGGUAUAUAGCGCGACGACGCGCUGCUGCGCUCUCCGCAUGACGCACGUCGAAGAUGCGAGCGUGCCGGGUGACUGUACUCUGGGUUCAUCGUUCUCGGUUAUGUAAUGUUCGGCCGCGUACGUUGUACAGUGCAAGCGCCUCGACGCUCUGCUCGUGGCGCUAGAGUUGCCGGACGGGAGAAGCUCAGCCGAUUAUAUCCAGAGACGCGGGGACCGCACCGAAUCCUCGCUUCCGCGCACGCACACGUGCGAAUCAUCAUCACGCCCUUCUCUUCCCUCCCUUUCAACCCGUUCGCCAGCUCGCGCCCUGCGACGACGCAGCCUCUGCGUCAAGCUUUUUCUGACACGUCGGGUCCCUUUCAUUUCCCGACACGAGUUUUCGCCUACGAAAACAUGGUCCGCCUAAUUUCAGAGAAAAAAGAGAAUGAAUGAGGAGCGUGUUCUUGGUUUCCGAGUUUUUUUAACCUUGAGCGACACAACGAUUUAUUAAAAACACAAGAAGAAAACCCGAGUACUUCUAAAAGACUGAAAAUAUUAUAAUUCAGAUCUAAGAAUUUUUAAGAUUAAAGUAAUUUUAACGUAAGUUUAAUAAUUUUAAGUUCUGCGAAUGUAGCGUUUGACGAAUACAAAGGUUGCGCGAUUGCACAACUUUCGAUUUUUUCAUCGAACAAGAGUUUACUCUUAGACUUUGGGCACGCAAUGUAUGUCAACUUAUUUAGUUUGUACUAGUGUUUACUAGAAAUUGAACGAGAUUAAGCGAUAGCGUAGUGAUCUAAUAUAUAUUAUCAUUGCCGAAAGCAAACAAAGAAUAGUAGCAGAUAUAAUAACUUGCGUCUGUAGCACUCGAAUUAUUAGUUAUCGUAAAUUAGAACAUGGACUUUGUUUCUUUUCACAAACAAAUAUUCUUAUUGAAAAAAUAGAUAAGAAAAAUAAAGUUUAUCAAUUUUAUAAUACACAGUUUAUAUUAAAAAAUAUUAAAUAAUAAAUGUAAUUUUGAAAACUAUCUGUUUUUACAUUGUUCCUUAAAUAUAAUGUUACCAAAACUAUUGUUAAGUAGAGAACUAUUCAAUAUGCUUCACAGAGAACAAUGGCUAUGUAUUUUCCUAGAACGUUUUCUAGAAAACGCGUAGUGAAGUUUGAUUGUGUGAAUUCAAGUAAAACACUAAUUACGAUCGUCCAUUCGCCGGACGAGCGAUUCCGAUCGCAAUCACGCGUGCGAAUCUUGAAGAUCGUGCCGAUGUUCCUACAAUAGAUAUCAGGUAAAUGAGACCAGUAAGAAAGAUCCGUAAAUGGAGAGACGUCCGUCAGGAUUUGGUGGGCCUACGUGGGGCGCGGACAGUACGAGUCCUCAACCGACGGAAGGAUCGAGAUCGAGAGAGAGGUUCGCGCAGCCUCCCGCGACGGGAACCGGCAGCGCGAUCGUCGAUGAUCGUAGACUGCAAGCCAAUUCGAUACGAGCUCAAAUCGAGAUAAUCCCGUGCAAGGUGUGUGGGGACAAGAGCAGUGGCGUGCAUUAUGGCGUGAUCACCUGCGAGGGCUGCAAGGGCUUCUUCAGGCGGUCGCAGUCGUCGGUCGUCAACUAUCAAUGUCCGCGAAACAAGAAUUGCGUGGUCGACCGUGUAAACAGAAACCGGUGCCAGUACUGUCGGUUGCAAAAGUGCCUACGCCUCGGCAUGUCAAGAGAUGCUGUUAAAUUUGGGCGCAUGUCGAAAAAACAACGGGAGAAGGUCGAGGAUGAAGUCAGAUUUCAUCGGGCGCAAAUGAGGGCGGCUUCGGAAACGGCGCCGGACAGCAGCGUGUUCGAGCAUCAAACGCCGAGCAGUUCGGAUCAACAUCACCCUUAUAAUGGCGGGUACCCGUACGGCGGUAACGAAUACACGUCGUCAGGUCCCGGCACCGGCGGCUACACGAAUUAUAAUCAUCAAGCGAUGACGAAUUACGAGCUUAGCGCCGACUACGUCGACAGCACGACAACCUACGAUCCCCGGCCGACGCAAACGCAAGUCGCGGACACCGUCGCUCCCGAUACACCCUCGGCUGUCACCGCGACCGGCGUGUUACCCAGCGUGGUCACCACCGGAAAAUCUCUGUCCGCUUCUACAACCGGGAGCAGCUCAGGGGGUGGUAGCGGUACCGGCAGUGGCAGCGGUAAUAGUGGUGGUGGGAACGUAGGUGGUGGUAACGGUUGUGGUAAUGGCAGCGGCGGCGGCAGCAGCGGAGGUGGUGUUGGCAGUGGCGGUUCCGCCGCGGCCGCCGCCGGCGCCGCCGGGGGUGGAGGCGGGAGCGGAGGCAGCGGUUCGCUAAGUGGUGGCGGAAUCGUCGCCGUAAAGCAGGAAAACGCUGUCGAACUCGCCGCUUUAGGCCACGGAUCAUACACCAUGGUCGACUCGACGACCUUUCUGAGCGGUCAGCAACAGAGGGUCAGCAACCCAUCUGAGGACGACGAAGUGCCGAGUCUGCCCAGUAUGUCACAUGCGAUAUAUCCGGCACAGAUCAGCGAGCUUCUCUCGAAAACGAUAGCGGACGCGCACGCAAGAACGUGUCUGGUAUCGACGGAAGAGAUCCAGGAGGCUUUCCGAAAGUCCACCGAUUUGUCCAGAAUGAUCUACUAUAAGAACAUGGGACACGAGGAGCUCUGGCUCGAGUGCGCUCAGAAGUUAACCACCGUCAUUCAACAGAUCAUCGAAUUCGCCAAAAUGGUCCCUGGAUUCAUGAAACUUUCGCAGGACGACCAGAUCGUAUUAUUAAAGGCCGGUUCCUUCGAGUUGGCUGUGCUACGAAUGAGCAGGUAUCUCGAUCUCCAGCAAAAUUGCGUCCUGUAUGGCGACACCUUGCUGCCGCAGGAGGCAUUUUACACGACGGAUACGGCGGAAAUGAAGCUUGUUUCCUGCGUGUUCGAGCUGGCCAGAAGCAUCGCUGAACUGAAGCUCACCGAAACCGAGUUGGCGCUCUAUAGCGCGGUUGUUCUACUUAGUCCUGAUCGACCCGGACUGAAGUGCCUGGGCGACAUCAACAGGCUGUCACAGGCGGUGAUAAGGGCACUGAGAUCGGAACUCGAUCGGAACCACAUGACUCCAAUCAAGGGCGACGUGACCGUGUGCGACGCGAUUCUUGCGAAAAUACCGCAGCUACGCGAUAUCUCAUCGCUGCAUAUGGACGCGCUGGCAAAGUUCAAGCGGUCGCAACCGCAUCUCGAGUUUCCGGCCCUCCAUAAGGAGCUGUUCAGCGUCGACAGCUGAAUCGCUCCGACAUGUGACAUGACGCGGAGCGUUGUCCCGGCGCUGCCGAGCGGACAAGGAACGCGAUCAGCGUCGCGAACUUUGUUCGGUGAGUCCGACCGUCCCGGAAGAGAGAGAAAUAAUCGACGAUCUCGUGGCAUCGGGCACCGGAAGUUGACGACGCUUACUAGGAAGAAUCCGCGAGCCAACUCGGAUACGAAAGAUCUCGAUGACGAAGAGCAAGAUGAUGACAAAAACGCCGUCGGCGGAUCGAUCGCGCCGACGAUCUGUCUCGUCGUGAAGCGAUCGGACGCGAUUACGUUGCCUGUGUUGAAAAUAAUGGAGCGAGGGCAACGCGCGAAUCACGUCAGUUGUUUGUGUUACGUUAUCGUUUUUGUUACAUGCCCGACCUUGCGAAUCUCCGGAUCGGAGAUUUGCGCUGAUAAAACCAGUAUUUUUAAGACGAUUUAUGUGUGUGUAUAUUGAGCAAGGGUGCUCGGAGAGGCGAAUACCAAUGUCGACUGAUGCUUGAAAUUCGUAAUCGUGUUCGAUAUAAUUUUUACUGAAGAUGAAAUCAUUAGAAACAAUCUAAUACAAUUUAACAUGGCAUGACAUGGCAAACUAUCAUAAAGUACUAUAUAUAGAAAUUUUAGAUUUAUCUGAUUUAAAAUUUUUUAAUAAUAAAAAUUACUAUAUAUAGAAAUUUUAGAUUUAUCUUAUUUAAAAUUGGUCUCGGUGUGAAGCGGAUUAGAUCUGAUGACUAUUCACUUAUUUUAUCUCGGUCAAAACUUCAAACUCUUAAGAAGCGCAGUUUUCUGAUGUUCUUUUUCUCUUCAAGUUGUUGAAUCGUCUUGUUGACUUGCCCAUGCUUGAGUCUUUUGAACAAGAAAAUUUAAUACUAAUUUUCACAACAUGGAUUUUGUUACUAAGAUCCAGUUGGCGAAUUCCAUCAAUAAUCUGACUAGUGUCUUUUCCAAUGGAAUUUUUUAAUUUCAUAGAAGGAUAAAUUGAGUAUUUUCAUAUAUGAGACAUGAAAGUAUUUUUACAUAGAUAAAGAUGCUUGUAAACCGUGCAUGUUUAAUGAUUUUUUGAAUUGAAUUGAAUUCGAAUCUCUCUAUAUAUAUAUGAUUACACGUACAUCCGGCUUGUAUAUUGGCUUAUAUACAAAUAACUCGUAUCGAAUAACCUAAUAUUUAGUUGUCCAUCAAUAAUAUUGAAAAUAUUGAUUUCUUGGUCUUAUAAUAACACUUUAAGCUAUCUUCUUUAUCUUUGUUAUAUCAAUAAUUUGAUUACUGUUAUUUUUAUUUUUGUUGUCAGUUAUAUAUUCUUGUAUUUAUAAAUGUAAUAUGUUUUUUUUCUAUUUCUUACGUUCAAAUAUUGCUGUAUUCUUCUCUUUAUUAUAUUUUAUAAUUUUAAAGAAUAAUUUCCGUUGCAGAAAUAAAUAUGUACAUUUAUGUCUAUCACGUUUUUAUAUAGUAUAAAUUAAAGCUUUACAUAGUGAGAAAUAUUUGGAUCUUUUAAAUUUUUUAUUAUGUUUUGAUCUUUUAUCUUUUUUA